AUGGACGCAAUUGUUAAUGCUAUCCUUCAAGCAAAGAAGAAGGAUUUGGACGAUCUUCAAAAGAAAUUGGAGAUGAAUAUUGAUAAAAUCAGACAAUUUGGAGGACACAUCUCCAAUGCUCUCAAGGCUUUGAGACCUGAUGAAAACUCUUUGGGUAUUACAUAUUUACUCUUUGCAAAAGCUUCAUUGCCAAAACUUGAUGAAUCUUUUUUGAACGAGGUUGAAGGUUUUGUUGUUGCUCUUGAUGGCGAACAAACAAGAAAGGCUGCCAAUAGAUUUGUUUAUGUUACCAAUAGAUAUAUGGAGCUGUGUAGAGACAAUAACUUGGCUGUCAGAGGUUUGAGAACACUCCAAGUUGCUGUUCAACGAUUCCGAAAGUCUUCUGAAUUUUUGACACCAGUUCACAGUCAACUUUUGUUGUUGUGUUUGAAGACAAAGAACUACAAGAUUGGAUAUAACUUGAUCGAGAACAAGAUCUUUGAUGUGGACACAGACAUUACUGGUCUUACUCCAAGAGAUAUGUUAUUGUAUUAUUACUAUGGUGGUAUGAUCUAUAUUGGUAUGAAAGAAUUUUCCAAGGCAUACACAUUCUUUGAUAAUGCAAUGCAAAUUCCUGCUCUUGCUUUGAACGCCAUCAUGGUUGAAAGUGCAAAGAAGCUCGUUUUGGUGUCACUCUUAGUACACGGUAAAUAUUUGGGUAUUUCCAAGAAUGCUUCAAACUUGGUCCACAGACACAUGAAGACCUUCUGUCAAAUCUACAUUGAUUUCGCAACUGCUUUUGAACGCGAUGAUGUGGACAAAGCCUACAAGAUUUUGAACGAACACAAUCAAGCAAUCAAGGAUGACAAGAACCUUGGCUUGAUGAAGCAAUGUCUCUCUGCCCUUCACAGAAGAAACAUUCAAAAGCUCACUUCUACUUAUGUCACAUUGUCAUUGGUUGAUAUUGCUAAAGCUGCUCGUUUGAAGGAUGCAAAGGAAGCAGAACAACUGUUAUUCAAGAUGAUCGACAACGGUCAAAUUAAUGCCAGAAUUAACCAAGUUGAUGGAAUGGUUACAUUCGAAGAGGAUACUGAAUCUUCUAAUUUUGCUUCACCUUUCACCAACCAAACUCUUGACAGAAGUAUUCAAAGAACAAUUAAUUUCACAAAACGUUUGAAGAAAAUGGAUGACGAAAUUUCUACUUCGACAGCUUAUAUUGUUCGUUCAUUUGGUUUGAGAGAAGAAAUGUUCGACUUGGAAAUGAUGAAAGGAGGCUCCAGAGGUCAAAGAGGAAUGGGUGCUGCUCGUUUAAUGGAGAUGUGGAGAUAA
Messenger RNA from Naegleria lovaniensis, 1308 nucleotides. RefSeq lists its product as uncharacterized. Gene Ontology annotation, cellular component: COP9 signalosome. The transcript has 2 exons. The record is from RefSeq and is a predicted model, not a curated record. Bases 1 to 1308 code for a protein of 435 amino acids. Gene Ontology annotation, biological process: ubiquitin-dependent protein catabolic process. NCBI's taxonomy places the organism in Eukaryota, Heterolobosea, Eutetramitea, Acrasida, Naegleriidae.